Messenger RNA from Leguminivora glycinivorella, 1532 nucleotides. RefSeq names its product caspase-like. Bases 36 to 1454 code for a protein of 472 amino acids. Gene Ontology annotation, molecular function: cysteine-type endopeptidase activity. NCBI's taxonomy places the organism in Eukaryota, Metazoa, Arthropoda, Insecta, Lepidoptera, Tortricidae. The transcript has 5 exons. Gene Ontology annotation, biological process: proteolysis. The record is from RefSeq and is a predicted model, not a curated record.
ACAGGAGUAAAAAGCGUAAAUAAAUUUAAAAAAAAAUGUCAAAUUCCGAUAGUGAUAAUGUUCAUCAUAGUGAUAGUGAAGAGCUGGUUAGAACUAAUAGAAUAAAAAGGAAUAAAUAUAGACCUCUAAUCAGAUUAAAUCAAGACCCAGACAAAGAAAGACAGGAUUGGAGCAUUCAAAUUAUUGAUACAAGUGUGAGAAAUGAUACAGUGCAAGAUGGGAUGAUGAAAGCACCACCUACUAUUACGACUCCGGAGGCUGAAAACAUACCUCUGCAUAUAGAAGUACCUGAAGACGAAGAAAAAGUAGAAAACGAAUAUUCGAGUCCUGAAGAGCUGGUUUAUAACACCAGAGCAUUAUCAAAACACAGUCCAACGUAUGAAUUGGAGAAAUUUGAAAAGAACGCAAUAAUCAUCUUUAACCAGGAAAGUAUUGAUGGAUAUAGGAAAAGAUUGGGAACAGAGAAAGAUGUGGAGGUUUUAGAGACGACGUUUAAGAAAUUCGGGUUUGAAGUGACGGAGAGGAAGGACUUGUCGAAAGCGGAUCUUUUUAGUGAACUCGAAACGUUCAGCAACACCGACUUCACAGACUACGGCUGUAUUGCUGUUGCGAUCCUGACGCACGGCUCAAAGAACGGGCUGCUCCGGGCUCGCGAUGCGCCUUACUGUGAGAUGGAGCUGCUGAAUCUCUUCAUGGAUAAACCUAUGCUGGUGUCCAAGCCGAUUUUGUUCAUCAUCCAGGCAUGCCGCGGCACGAAGCAGACGGCGGGCGUGGCGGUCCACACGGCAGGCCGCGUGCGUCGAGACCUGGAUGAGGAGGUGGAACCGUACACGCUGCCUGUGGAGUCCGACAUGCUUAUACUACACAGCUCUUAUGUAGGGAAACCUGCGCAUAGGAACGAACUCCAAGGCUCCUGGUUCAUACAAUCCCUCUGCAGCAAGAUAGCUGUAAUGGCGGAAACCCACGAUUUCGAGUCGAUCUUAACCGAAGUCAAGCGCGAAGUAGCCAUCGACCGUUACCACAACGAAUACAACCGACGAACACUAGAAAUGGUGACAAACAAACAAAUGCCGGUCACUACUUCAACUUUAAUAAGAAAAUUGUAUCUGAAGAAGUUCGGAGAUGACGCCAUCUGUUAUAGUAAGGUGGAUAAUGAGAGAGGAGACUCGAGGAAUGAGGUGUUGGACUGUGGGACGCCGCGGACGCCAUCUUUUGGACGAUGCUCGUGUUUUCUGGCGCAUUUUGAAUACAUCAAAAGUUGUUUAAGGCAUUUUGUAGAAGACAACCCCGAGGACACGACAGCAAAAGGGUUCCUGAACAUAGCCAACACUUUUAAGAGCGACAGAGAUUUCGACACCCCCAAAGAAGUGAUGCUACAGACGAUAUGCAACCAUUUAAUGGCAAACGCGCAGGCUUGCGCGUUUUAUAAAUAUUUGUAUCUGUAUAAAUAUUGAACUUUAAUCAAUAGUGUCAAUAUAUGUACUUUUUACUGUGAUUUUAUAUUAGAUAGUAAUACAUAUUUGCUAAACAUU